Messenger RNA from Trichoplusia ni (cabbage looper), 1974 nucleotides. RefSeq lists its product as uncharacterized. The coding region runs from base 501 to 1037 and encodes 178 amino acids. The record is from RefSeq and is a predicted model, not a curated record. The transcript has 2 exons. Lineage: Eukaryota; Metazoa; Arthropoda; Insecta; Lepidoptera; Noctuidae.
AUAUUGCUUUCUAUUGUCAAAAAUAUUUGCAAGCUCGGUUCAGUAGAUCCUAAGAUUACCUCUACAACGUCACAGACUCACAAAGUUUACCUCUUCAUAAUAUUAAUUUACAUCACCAGUCUAGCGUAUUUAAGGUCAAUGUACAGAGCUAUUGCUAUCUCUGUCGCACUCUCGAGUCCGACCGAUCUCGUCAUUAGUCGGAAACGAUCGGCAUUCCGCGUCGCUCAUUCGUCGUGAGCGGGCGGGUUAAAAUAUAUAUAAAUUUACGUAAAAUAGUAUGAAAAAAUAGUCUUAAAUUAAGGAGAUUUAAAAAGCAACUUUAAUUUUAGUGUCUAAAUAAGUAAAUAAGUGUCGAGUGACCUUUCUUUCAAGGCCAAAAACGAGGUUACAAAUUUGACAUUGAAAAAUUGAUAAUUAAUUAUCGAUUCGUGAAGUGAUAUACAGAAAAACAAAAUUGUGACAAAUAUAUCUAAAAAAGAGUUUCAAAAAAGACAGUGAACAUGCAGUGUUUCCUAUGUGAGAAAUCUCGAAACGUGAUCAAAUUCACAGAUGACAGAUUGGAGAAGUGUUACAGAAUGCUCGCUUAUCGUAAAAAGAAGCACUUCAAGUACCAGGACAUCAUAUUGCCGAAGAGUUUGCAGUACAAAGGGUAUCACAUGCUGUGCUAUAACAGAUUCCUGGUGUUGAAACGGGAAAACCGGAAGGAAUACGAGUCAAUGAUAUUUGGUGGACCGUUCUUUGAGAAUUAUCAGGAACCCGACACGAGUUCAUCCCAAGACGAUCAAAAACACAUCACCAUGGCAACCACAAAUACAAACAAAGAAACGGCAUUUAUAAAUAGAGAAGACAACAAUAUUCCCAUUACAGAUACAUUUGAUAACAUACAGGAUUAUAUCAACACCGACAUAUCCAGUUCCGGUAUUCUCAAAUCUAUAUUGACUAGAAAAAUACCGAUUAAGAAAGAUAUAUCAAUUGAUAGAGGCCAUCUUUGGAACCACUUGAAUCAAACGAAUUUGAAUCCGCCGAGACAAUAUUAGUAUCUACUAAGAAUUAUAGAAAAUGCACUAUUUAAACAUUUUAUCAAUUAUAAACAACGCCAUCUAGUCUCAAACUAAGCAAAGCUUGUAUUAUGAGUACUGGACAACUCAUAAACUUAUUUAUAUAUUUCUAAAUAACUAUAAUAGAUCAAUUACACCAAGCCAGAACGAAUGACGUGCUCAUCAAGCAUAAAAUUGUCCUGAACGGGAAUCGAACUCAUGUCCUCCAGUAUAGCAGUUACGGCUGUUAACCACUUGACCAACAAGCCAGUCAUACCCCGUAAGUAGUCCACAUUGUUUAAAAUCAAGUUCUUGAUUAGAUCUAAAGUAAAAUAUGGCUUUUGGCUGGAAUUUCCCUUUAAAAGGAAUCAUCAGUGUUCGGGUCACUCAUUGGUUAAUUUUAUGACCUGUCAAAAAGUUAUUCUUGAAGUGGACGAAGUAUAAUUUGUGAAUUGGAUCGCAAUAGCUAAUCAUCUUGCAUCCAGAAUCAAAUCCAAGGCAAAAUCAAAAAAGCAAACCUAUCUCAUCAUUGGCCUAGCCUUAUCCCAACUAUGUUGGGGUCGGCUACCAGUCCAACCGGUUUCAGCUAAGUACCAGUGUUUUACAAGGAGCGACUGCCUAUCUGACCUCCUCAACCCAGUUACCUGGGCAACACGAUACCCCUAUCCCUAAGCAAACCUAUCUCAGAAGUAUAGAUACCUCACAUCACAUUAUAUAUUAAAGUUCUCAACAAGGCCUCUGCAUGUUGGACCUGUGUCCCCGUGUACGCCUUUAAUAAGGACCGGGUCUCUUCACAUGAAGUUAACCCGUGAAUGAAAAGAAACUACACAUUUUAACAUUAGAACUACUGUUUUAAAACUGACCAAUAUUAUCUAAGUCAAUUUAUAAUAAAUAAAUUAUGAAUAAGUAUGUUUAUAAAUAAUUUUAUUUAUUAAGA